Molecule: messenger RNA, 1043 nt
Organism: Guillardia theta CCMP2712
Lineage: Eukaryota; Cryptophyceae; Pyrenomonadales; Geminigeraceae
Exons: 12
Coding region: 270-1043 (257 amino acids)
Biological process (GO): protein phosphorylation
Molecular function (GO): protein kinase activity; ATP binding
Source: RefSeq, a predicted model, not a curated record
CGUCGUAUGACUCCUCCAAGGGGCCGCAGGGGAGGAUUGAAGACUACUACGAUGUUGGAAGUCGACUUACUGCCGAUGCAUUCGGUGCAGGAGGGGAAGUCGUCCGCGGCAUUAGGAAAUCAGACCAGAAGGCUUUUGCGGUUAAGAUUAUCCGAUAUGGCAGGACAAGGGAAGACAAGCAACAGAUUCAAACGCUGACAGAGGUAAAUCACCCUGGUAUCAUUCGGCUUGUAGAUUGGUUCGAAACACCGGAGAUCCUCUACGUCGUGAUGGAGAUGGCGCUGGGAGGAGAGAUGUUUGGUAGGAUAGCAGAGCGAGGAGCCUUCACCGAGCUGGAAGCGGCAAACGCGUUCCGCCAGAUCCUGGAGGCAGUGGGGCACAUGCAUACGAGGGGAGUGGUUCAUUGCGAUCUCAAGCCCGAGAACAUUCUCUAUGAGGACGACACGGAUAGGCAGAUCAAGAUCGCAGAUUUCGGUUUUGCGCAGUUCAUACCAGGCGGCUCCGACGGGGGUCAGACCCUCACGAAGCAGCUUGGAACUCUCAGCUACACUGCGCCGGAGAUUUUGAUGGGCAUCGGAUAUGACACUAAGGCGGAUAUGUGGAGCUUGGGCGUUAUUCUCUACAUCCUCUUGUCUGGUAUCCCUCCUUUUGGGAAGAGACGAGGAGAAACGGAUCAUGACGUGAAAAGAAACAUUUGCCGCGGAAAUUGGAGGUUCUAUGAUUCACAUUUCCGGAAUGUCUCGGAGCAGGCGAAGGACCUAGUCAAGUGCCUGAUUGUGUUGGAUCCCAAGAAGAGGCUCGACUAUGAACAAGCACUCUCCCACUCUUGGUUCCAGGUUCUUGUCUACUUCCUCCGCCUCUUCCCUCCCUUCCUCCUCUUCUGCUCUCCUCAUCAUCUUCCCCUGCUCGCCUCAACUCCUACUUCUGCACCUGCUCCUUCUCCUGCUCUCUGUGCUCCCCAUUGUCAUCCCUUAAUCACCUAUCACCUUUCUGUGUCUUUCGGAUGUCUUUCUCUCCCUGUUGCUCUCUCUCGCUUCCGAUGA